This is a messenger RNA of Loxodonta africana (African savanna elephant), 11555 nucleotides long. It is a transcript of the gene OTUD3, whose product is annotated as OTU deubiquitinase 3. The record is from RefSeq and is a predicted model, not a curated record. Gene Ontology annotation, biological process: protein stabilization; protein K27-linked deubiquitination; protein K11-linked deubiquitination. Gene Ontology annotation, molecular function: cysteine-type deubiquitinase activity. The transcript is spliced from 8 exons. The coding region runs from base 116 to 1306 and encodes 396 amino acids. Lineage: Eukaryota; Metazoa; Chordata; Mammalia; Proboscidea; Elephantidae.
GGCCGAGUCGCCGGGCUCUGUCGCCCGUGCCCAUUCGCCUCCUUGGCACCUGAGGGGGCCGCUCGGAGGGUCCUACGGUUUUCCCUGCUGCCGCUGCGGCCGCGGGGUCAGGGCCAUGUCCCGAAAGCAGGCGGCGAAGAGCCGGCCGGGCAGCGGCAGCCGGAAAGCCGAGGCCGAGCGCAAGCGGGACGAGCGGGCGGCGCGGCGGGCCCUGGCCAAGGAGCGGCGGAACCGGCCCGAGCCCGGCAGCGGCUGCGAGGAGGAGUUCGUCAGCUUCGCCAACCAGCUGCAGGCCCUGGGGCUGAAGCUGCGGGAGGUGCCGGGGGACGGCAAUUGUCUGUUCAGAGCCCUUGGUGACCAAUUGGAGGGACACUCACGAAAUCACCUCAGGCACCGACAGGAGACAGUGGACUACAUGGUCAAGCAGCGGGGCGAUUUUGAGCCCUUUGUAGAAGACGACAUUCCUUUUGAGAAACACGUGGCCAGUUUGGCAAAGCCUGGUACUUUUGCUGGCAAUGAUGCAAUUGUAGCCUUUGCAAGAAAUCAUCAAUUGAAUGUGGUGAUUCAUCAACUUAAUGCCCCUUUGUGGCAGAUUCGUGGUACAGAUAAAAGCAAUGUGAGGGAGUUACACAUCGCGUAUCGGUAUGGAGAACACUAUGACAGCGUUCGGAGAAUCAAUGACAACUCGGAAGCACCUGCACAUCUCCAGACUGAUUUCCAGAUGCUUCAUCAAGACGAAUCAAAUAAAAAAGAAAAGAUGAAGGCAAAGGGAGUUGACUUUGAAGAUGACCUGAGAGAUGAAGUGGAAGAUGCCGUCCAGAAAGUUUGUAAUGCAACUGGGUGUUCAGAUUUUAAUUUAAUAGUCCAGAACCUGGAAGCUGAAAAUUACAAUAUUGAAUCUGCAAUAAUUGCCAUGCUUCAGAUGAACCAGGGGAAAAGGAAUAGUGCAGAGGAGAACCUCGAGUCCAGUGGCCGAGUGCUGAAGCAGUGUGGCCCUUUAUGGGAGGAGGGUGGCAGUGGCACCAGAAUCUUUGGAAAUCAGGGCUUAAAUGAAGGCAGGACUGAAAACAAUAAGGCACUGGCCAGCCCUAGUGAAGAAAACAAAGCAAAUAAAAACCAACUCCCAAAGGCCACAAACAAACAGAGGAGAGAGCAGCAGCGGCUGGAGAAGAAGAAGCGGCAGGAGGAGAGGCACCGUCAGAAAGCCUUGGAGAGCAGGAGUAGCCACAGGGACAACAACAGAAGUGAGACAGAUGCAAAUACGCAGGUCACCUUGGUGAAGACCUUUGCUGCUCUCAACAUCUGACUCUCUGGCCCUCUGGGAGUUGUAAUAAGCUGAUGGAAAAUGGAAUGCUGUAUACAAGCUUCCCACUGAGACCAUUCUUUUAAAAAACGAAACACAACUGACAGAGUCCACAUAUCUGCUCACACACUAGGUUGGUUUCCUCCAAGCUGCCUCUUUUUUUUUGUUAGUGAUUGUGUUUUAUUUUAUGAAAGUGCAGUGAAGCCACUCACUUUGCAUAAUACAGGCUUAAAAUAUUGAGUUUUAGGGAUAGAUAGUUAGGUCAGGAAAAACCUGUUAAGUAUAGCUUUGCUUGCUCCAAAAAUCAGAGCUCAGUGACCCUGGGAUCUUAGCCCCAGGGGUGAGUUUUGCUGCAAUUGUUUGUGAAGUAGUUUGGAUUAAUUGUUAGAAAUUCAGAACACAUUUCCUUUGUUUCCCUUUCAUUUUCAAACAGACUAAUAGACAGGGUAGUUUGUAAACAAUCUGCAACUCAGGAACAUGUUUAGAUUUAAUUUUCUGCUAAUCUAAGUUACCAGUAAACUGUUCAGGAAAUGUUUUCCCAAAGUAAUAUGAUAUGGGGGCUGUGACGUGUAGUCAGGGUGGAAAUCAGCUGGAUUUCUCCCCUUGCAGAUUCUGUUGAGAUUUCAGCUGGAAUGCAGGCACUGUUAGAUAGUUUGCACUUGAGCCAUAUGAUGAAUGUGCCUGACUGUUAAUAAUUAGGCCUGGGCUGUGCAGGAAGAUUGGUAGUAUUGAGUCUUUGGUACCCAUUUCCCGACAGUGGGAAGGUUAGCUGUUAUUGUUUGUGACACAGUUCUGGGAUUCUGAUUGUAUGGAGAGCAGAGUCCAUAGUUGUGAAGUGAGAAAUCAAGGGAUCCUGGGGUUUUGCCCAGGAAGAAUCUGAAGAGUUAACUUCCUUUUGUAGGAGGAGAUAGUUCACAAGAAUUCCUAAGUUUUUCAAUGUUCACGUUUUAAGUAGCUACAUUUUCCUCUUUGCUAUUCUAGACUUACAAAGAUGGUUUCAGAGAAAUAAAGGUUACUUGACCUUAUAGGUUCCUAAAUUUUCCUAGUGUUGUGGAAAUUAUAUUCCAUAAAAUACCGCAUUUUUUUCUUUGAUGUUGGAAAAAUUCCCCAGAACCCACCAGAAGUUAUCAGAGAACAUACUUUGGCUAGGACCUUCAAAGGACUCCAUGGCUCUGAAAUAGGCAGAUUUGAGCAAUGGAGAGAUGUCAUUCCUAAAACUUAUGAGUUAGGUAGACAUGAACUUUAAAACUAAUUUAUAAGGUGGCCAAUCUUGGACAAGCUUUGCCUUUUGCAGACCUUGUGUUUGGGCAAAUAAGAUAUGUUGAAGCAAAAGUUAAAUUAUUAGUCAUCUCCCUCACCCCUCAAAUUUCAAAGUUACAAAGAUUCCCAGGAGGAGGGAAAACUUAAGUUUUGACAUGUAUAGAUAGAUCAUUGUCUGGGUUGUCCCAGGAUUUAUUGAGUUGUCUUUAUCAGUGGGCUGUUUGCUUUCUUAGGUUUUAAUGAUGUAUCUUAAUAUUUAUUUGUUUGGGUUUUGAUGACUUUUUGUGGUUGGGGCGUCAGUAGUCUCUGGGAAUGGCUCCCAGGACACUGGUUUGGGUGCAGGACAUUGUAAUAUUUAGCAGGAUUUUUCGUUGCAUGUUCAGAGCAUCCCAAGCUCUAGUACUCAGUCCAGACAAGUGAAGGAUCUCCGUGGCCCUCUGUCUCUAAGGGCUUGGGCCUCCAUGCUUCACAAUCCAUUGCUCUUUUGACUUUCUCCUCUGGGCAGAUUGCUGACUAUGGCUGAGUUUUUCUGAAGGAAUAGUCCUUGUCUGCCUUGUACUGUGAGAGUGCAGGAGUCCAGGCCCUUUCAGAGGGAUCAAGAUUGUGUACUAGAAAUUCAGCAGAAUUAGAAGUCAGAAGUAGCUUAAGGAAGACCCACGGACAGAAGGAGUAGAAAUUCUUUACUUACUGGGCUAAUGAAGGGCCUGUGGGCCUUAUUGGGUUUUAGGAGUUUAGGAGCUGCUAAAAAGUUACUAAAGAAUACUGGCAGAUUUAUCUAUAAAUUACCUAAUUCUGAUAAUAGACUUCAGCAUUUCUGGAGUAGCGUAAGAGUGGUUUUAAAAACUAAUCACAUGGCUUCAGUAAUUUUCUUUUAUUGCCAUCUCACAGCUUUCUGGUUAUAAUUGGUCUGUGUUUAGCUAGUACGCUGAUUAUUAGGAAUGGAGUGCAGGUAUUCAAGUGCAGUGGUAUCUUCUAGCUAAGGGUUUCAAUUUAGAAUUCACUGCCUCGGUCUCAUGGAAAUGGGUGGUAGAUGGAACCCGUAUGCCUGCUUGCCUUAGUGGGCACUUGACAGUUACUUUAUUAUCAGCCAAAGUGGGUGCUCAGUAUGUGUAGUCCUGGGGUAACUGUCGUCAGUAACUUACCCGAGGACAGUUGCUCAUGUGAACACCAGAGUGGCAACUUUGUCUUAACCUCCGGGGUGCAACUUGGCUGUUAGAGAUUUAGGUCACAUGGAAUUGUCUUGGUAGCUUUUAGUGAGGCCAGGAGAAAGGGUGUGGAGCAGUGGUCUGUAGCUGCUUAAAACCCAGAACCCAGUGCUUACUAGUCUUAUAAGCUGUAUAUAAAGGUUUUAUGGACUUUUAAAAAUAUUUUUUAAAGGUCAGAGUAAGAAAUAAAAUUUUAGUGGUAACAGCUUUGAACUAGAGAGGUAGAUAUAUUAAAACAACUUAGAACAACAACUUCUAAAUAAUGUAGUUGCCAUCAGGAGAUUAUUAGAGCAAUAGAAUGUAUGUGCAUAUUUAAGUUUUCAAUAAUAUGAAGAUGUGCUUUCAGGAGUGAAGUCUGGUUGAAGAAUUGUGGCAGAAAGAAGAAUCUUAAAUGUUAGUUAUGGUUGUCUAUAGUUUCUUUUAUAAGCUCUGAAAACACUUUUGAUUCCAAGGGCUUGUGAAGUGGGAUCUCCCUUGUGGGGCAGGAAGAGCUGGGCUUAGAGGAGGGAACCUUUCUGUAGGUAAUCUAUGAUGCCCUGCCCUGCUUUCCUGGGGAACCUUUCCAAUGUGAAAUGAUACGAUGCUAGGGGGUGGGGUGGAGGGGCUUGUUAAGGGGGCGAGAGUGUUCACGUGUUAUGUAGGUAGGUACCAGAUGGACUUGGCAUUGAACUGUACUUGCAGUGAGUCCCUGUAGUCAAUGUGCAAUUUCUCUCAUUCUGAGAAACAUUUUAGACUUUGCCUGGGUUUUACUAGGUCAACAUAGAAUGCUCUCAGUUUACCUCUGUGGAAUGUUCAACUCAAAUAUUCGGUCAGUUAAAGGAAACAUGGAUUCCUACUCAGAGUUGACCAAGUCAUCUGACCCAAAGGGUCUUUGUAGGUGGGAAGAGAGUGGAGCAUCUUGAUAAUGUCACGUUUGUGGCUCCCAUUUUGGGUAGAAGAAUAGCUCUUCGCCUUUUUACCUCAAGGCUCUGUCUCUCUAUAGCAGACCUUUAGACUUGGAGCCUGAAACGGUUUGUCUCUGUUUUGCCGUUCUCGUUUUUCAUGGUUUCGUUCAUCUCAGCUUUCAGAACAGGUGUUCUAAAACUCGGGGGCCUUCUGACGGUUCUGAAGUGAUUUAAUAAUGGCACUUUUUACAAGGUAUAUUUUCCUGACUCUAAAGCACAUUGUAUUUUUCCAUUGACCUCAUCGAAGACCUUUCCACAUCUAGGCAUUUUUAACUUAAGAUGUUAACAAAGGUGGCAUUUUUUCAUGAUAGCUUAUCUUUUGCCCUCACAGAUUAGAAAGGGGAAAAUCACUAUUUUUUUUGAAAGUGGAAAUAAAAUUGAACCCCAGUCACAAAGUAUAUAUACAGUUGUGAAACUCAAAGUCUGCACCUUUGAGGCCGAGGCCACAAGAAAGAGCUGUUCCUUGUGUACUACCAGGCCCUGUUCUGUCCCAAGGUACAGUUCCCUUAUAAAACCUCAGGCACUUAACUCUUUCUUCUAAGGGAUUCCUUUCUAGAAUAUCUCUAUCUAACUAUCCUAGUUAGGACUACUUUGUAGCUCAAUUACAACGUUUAGCAUCCUUGCAAAGUUACUUGAGAAGGCUCUGGUAUCAGUGUAAAGACUAUAUUUACGUAAAAGCAUGGACUUCUCCAUAGUGGAUUUAAGCAGGACAUACCUGUGAUACAGAGCUUCUGCCCACUGUGCAGGUAGCCAUGGUAGUCAUUAGCACUGGCCAGGACUUCUGUGGUCCGGCUCUAAUCCUUUGCAUGUCAACAUUCAGCAGGUCACUGUUGCCAGCUAGCCAUGACAAUCAUUUGAACUCAAUCACAGACAUCAGCCUGUGGUUUGAUCCCCUGGCAGGUCCCUUGAGCCAGGCUUGAGAAAUGCUGGUGUGGGACUCCUUACAUCUUCCCAGUCUUUUUCAUUUGCCAUGACAGAAAGGGCCCUUGGCCUCCCUGGCCCCGUCCCAGCAUUCUUCACCAGCACUGAGCUCAGUGAAAAGAAAAGGAAAGAGCCAGGAGUCGGACUUUAAGCCUCCAUGUUCCUCUUUCCGGUGUAGAAAUACUGGUGUGCUACCAUCCACUUUAUGAAGGAGGGCGAGUGGGUCAGUGAAGAAGGGGCCUUCUCUUUUUUCUAAUUGCACUAUCCUUGUUCUAGCUUCAGUUUGGAGAUAUUUAAGACCUCCAUGGGGUCAUGAUCCAUAGACUUAGCAAGUCUGGCCUUAUCUAUGGAGCUCGAUGGUGAGAAAUGUGACCAUUGUCUGAUGUCCAUAGUUGAUGUCCCCUAGGUUUUUUCUUUCCACAGAUUGUGUUAAUCUGAACCAGUUUAUUUUUUAUUCACCAAAGUACUGUACUUGGCUAUCUGCAGUGUUUUCAAAACCAAAUGUUUCUUUUUUUUUUUUUUGUCUUUUUAAUCUUCAAUACUUGGUGCAAUAGAAGCUGCAAAGAUGUGCCACUUUAUGAAAUAGAGUUUUGUAUACCAAUAAAUUCUGGUUUAAAAACAAAGUCUCAAGUUGUUUUUACCAGUAUUUGACCACAGAGUGAAUGAAACUGGGAGAGCAUUUUGGGAGAUGUCCUUUUCAGAGACAAAGCUUUGAGUGGAAGAUGUGUGUACGUAUCAGACUGAAUGUUGUUCCAGAGUGCUCCAGCUCUGACUGCAUGGAAAGCAUCUGAUUGUAGCCUUCAUACAGUUACCACACAGUAACUGAACACUUGAGAUUCUCUCUGGUCGUUUGGAGUUGGCUAAAUAUAGAGCAGCUGUCUCUGCUGGCUUCCACCUGGGGGUUCCUCUAGAACUGUGAGGGUUGGUUUGACCCCAUUCAAAGUGGAGGCACACUCUGCCUGACAACGUGGACAGUGUGUGACCGCAGCACAGACUCACCUAGAAGAGGGAUGUGUCCACGCAAGUGGGAGGGGAAUCCCUCAGCAGAUCCAGCAUGGGCCAAUUUUGGACCUGGGGCUCCUGAGGGCUUUGGGGCUGGCUCAUCAGGCCUCACCAUGUCCUCCUGAUUUUGACCUCAAGACUCCCGCUCUUAAUUUUGUACUAAUCAAGCAGCCUUCUGAAUUGGCUCCCUAGACCCUUGAUAACAAGGGGUUGGGGUAGGGUGGUACCCUGGAUGUAAAUAUUCCAACCACUGGGAAAGAGGUUCUCCCAUGGUCGCUUAGACUGUCCUCCUUGUCUGAUUUUUAGCCUCCACCCACAGCUGAGAGACUGAUGAACUCUGGGUAGACAAACACUGUCCAAUUUUACUUCUGGACCCCGUUAGUCAACAGGUUCUUUCAGAAAGACCCUGCUAGGACCAAAGUAAUGUCCCAAUUUAGGUAAUCCUCCCCAACUCCUGUUCAAAAACCUUCAUGACUUCCUAAUUCCCUCACUGCAGGGACUCAGCAGGGGUCAGGUGGCCACAUGCUAGGGUUGUAGAAAGGCUUUCUGCCCCGGCAGAUGUUGGAGGAGGUGACCUGUAAGAUCCUGUUUGUGAAAUUCGAUGAGUCUCUAAAGACAGAAAUGUUCUCAGGCAAGGUAGGGAAUAAAUAAAAAACACAUAAGUUUAUAUUUUCCUUUAGGCUAGAGCAUUUCUAGCUCUGGGUGAAUGUCAGUUUAUGAUGCCAAAGAUGGAAAUACAUAAGGGAAGAAGCUGCUGGGCCCAUGUCCCUCCUGGGUAACCUACUCAUGGUUAUGGUUGCCUAGGAGAAAACAGGAUUAAAAACCCAGGGGUUUAGUUACCCAUCCAUCAGACACUGCCAAGCACUUAGCCUUCCUCUUGCUGUACCUUCUUUUCCCCCAGUUGCACAUGAAUGGUAUGUGUGGCUUGAGAUACAAUAGAAAUUUGUCAAAUCCUCUCUUCCAGUGUGGUGUUGGCUGGACUACUGGACAAAGUGCGUACUCUUGGACCAUCGUUAUGCAGAGAUUUAGAACUUUUUUGGUUCAAAAGGAUUGAGACCAAUCCUCUACUUCGUAGAUUUUGGCUUGGCAGACAGGAAAUUUUUCUACCUCCUUGGAGAAAUUUGUCUGAAUCCCUCAGUGGUAGAGGGUCUUAGGUAUCUCAGGAUCUCUCUUCUAUUCAGUGUAUUCAUCCAAGCAUUCAAGCAUCCAUCCCACAUUUACUGAAGCUCUACUGUGUAUGAGUUCUUAUCUCUGGGUAUUGAAUCAGUCAUGGGCUUAGCCCUCAAAAAGCUUCCAGUCCAGGAGUGAAAGUAGGUACGUAACUAUGAUCCCAGGAGAACGCAUAGCAUUAAGGAGGUUCUGGCGAGAAGGUUGUGAAUUUAGAAGAGAAACCAAGUUGGGGAAAGUGACAUUUGCCCUAGACUUGAAAGGGGAGAAAGGAUGUGGACCAAGUGGAAAUGCGGAGCCAAGUCAUUUUGUCGGGUGAGCAUAAGCAAAAGCCUGGAGGUGGCCUGCCCCAGGUGUUAGUUUAUUGAUGGUUGCCAUUGAGUUGAUUCACUCUCAUGGCAACCCCAAGUGUGCGGAAUAGAACUACUCCGUGCGGUUUUCAAGGCUGUGACCUUUCGGGAACAGAUCGCGAGGCCUGUCUUCCAAGGUGCGUGUGGGUGGGUUUGAACCACCAAACUUUUGGCUAGUAGUCCAGAGUUUAACCAUUUGUGCCACCCAGGGACUCCAAGAAAGUUUAUUAAGGAUAAACAGUUGGUCUGGAGAAGGAUCGGGAACUUCAAAUACUUCUCACGUGCCUCUGUGACUGGAAGAGUAAUGCCGUACUUGCUGAGUGAGUUCCAAGGACCGGGCAUACUGUACUUAGUCCAGCCUGAUGGCUCUUUGCAGUGUCUGCAGUUGGACUGUGUGUGCAUGCUGACCUUGGAACACGUGACAGGUAGCAGCCCUCUGGGAAGGGUGCUGCGCACCGUCUCUCCAGCCAGUUUUACUGUGUGAGAUCAGCCUAGGGGCACUGAAGGUUAAUGCUUCUCAAACAUAUGUCCUUUUAAGAUAAAUGAAGAACAUUCAGAUCAUAGUGAGCCAACGGGCUAUUCAAAUAUAUUAGUGUGGUAUUUAUCAUAUGUGUGAUGCCACUUUCCUAAAAUAGUUCCAUUGUCAUGUACCCAUGGGUUCAGUUGGACAAAUAUUUACUUAGCACUUACGUGAUGGAUGCAAUAGAGGAGGCAAAAAUAUAUAAGGUGACCUAGCACAGCUAGAGCGUCUAUGAUGCCCCAAGCACUUUGAACAAUGCACUGUCUCAUUGAAACCUUAAGACCACUCUGAGGCUGAAGGUUCUAUCCUCAUUUUACCACUUGUCAUUGAGUUGACUCCAACUCAUGGCAACCCUCAUUUCCAAGGGAAUAAAUUACUGGCCCAAGAUCACCUAUCAGAAGCAGAUGUAGGAUUUGAACCCAGGGCAGUCUGCCUCUGCCGUGUACAAGAACCCGAAUAACUGUAGUUUAAGCAGUGCUGGGAAACAAACGGAUUGCUUGGCAGUUCAAAGGAAGACAGAAUUUGCUCCAGCUGAAAGAGCAUUAUGGAAAAGGAGGCAUUUGAGGUGUGCCUUGAGGCAUGUGGAUUCUAACAUGGUGAUGAGCCUGUAAACAAAGGAAGUUUUUAGGUUGAGGGAAGCUACUGUGCAAAGGUGCGAAGGCAGGGAAGAAGUGGGCAUGCCCUAGGAAUGGUGAAGAGAUAGAGCAGUAGGUAUGGCUGGAGAAGAGGCUGGGCAAGCAGAUACCAUCUUGAUUACCAAGGAUUCUUGGUGGACAGUGGCAAGCCACUGAGAUGCCAGGGCAGAGGAGUGACAUGAUGGCAAUCAAGUUAUGGGAAACUGAAGCUGGCCUGGGUGGACAGGAGGGAGACUGGAUGGAGGAUGGAGGGCUUGAGGAACCAUUGGUCCUGAUACUCUGUUUCUAGCUUGGUUAUAGCACUUACUGUUAUAGGAUAAUUGGUGAUGGCUGCCUGUCGGUUGACCAUGUCUGAUUCAUCUCCAUCUCCAGCAUUCAGCAAAGGGCCAGGAGCAUAGCUGUUAUAAACACGUAUUGAAGGAAAGAUGCACUUUAUCAAAGCAGUCAGUUCUCUACUGGUGAUACUGCAAAGAACCCCAAAGAAGCAGAGGAAUGUCCAUGAAAUCAAGAUCAGACUCCAGCCAACUCAGGCGUUCCAACGUGACUUCUAAUCACUUAUUCAGCAAGUUGUAAUUGAACACUUCAUGCAUAGCUUUUGUUGGAUGCUAAGUAGGAACAGAAGCCAAAACAAUCCAAAAUCGUGUCGUCAGAAUAUUUAGGUAACAAAGUUCCUUCCCCAGCCAUGAUGCAGUCUCCUCGCCUCAUUCAUUCAUUCAUUAGGUUCUUCACUUCGUGGGUUAACAACACAUAAAGCGCUUGGAACAGUGCCUAGUAAAUGCCAAGCACUUAAUAAAUGUUAGUUAUUAUUAUCAUAGGAGUCUGGUGGAGCAAAAGGUUAAGUGCUUGGCUGCUAACCUAAAGGCUGAUGGUUUGAGUCCACCCGAGGUGCCUCGGAAGAAAGGUCUGACGACCUAGUUCAGGAAAAUCAGACACUGAAGCCCUACGGAGCACAGUUCUACUCUGACACACACAUGGGGGUUCCAUGAGUUGACUCGACAACAGCUGUUUCUUAUUAUUACCCAAAGAUUCACUAAACAUGACUGUUUUUAUGUGCUAGGCGUUGUUUUGUGUACUUUCACACAAGCUGACUUGUUUAAACCUUGCAAAAACCAAACUGCAAGGGAAAUGUCCUUGUUCUAUCUUACAAAUGUAGAAGCUAUUUUGUUGCCAUGUGUUAAAACUUCUCAGAGGGUAACGUGUACACAAGUCACCCGGAGCUCUUGUUAACAUAAAGAUUCUAAUUCAGCAAGUCUGGGGUGGGGUGCCAGCUUCUGCGUUUCCAACAAGAUCCCUGAUGCUGCUCUCUAUGCCCCAUGCUGUGAGUAUGAGGCUCGAGAACAGACCCACUGCUGCCAAGUGGCAGAGCAAAGGUCUAUCUAUACCUGGAAUCUCUGACUUCUAAGUCAGGGUUCUUUUUUUUUUUUCAGGGGGAGUGGUCUGGUCCUUUUCAUAAGCCUGCAGCUUGAAAUCAAGUGUUUGUACUAUACACACACACACAAGGGCACAUUUACAUGCACAUGUGCGCAUGUACACACACACACACACACAAAUGGAAUUUAGACCUAUUUAUUCAUUCAUCAAACAUUUAUUGAGCACGGGGAAAACAAAGGGCAAGACCUGAUCUGUGGUCAAGAGGCUCACAGCCUAGUGAGGGUUGAUCAUAACAGGCUACUCUGUGCUCUUGUUCUUAGGUUCCAAUUUUUACUUUGUCAGACAGUUAUGCAAUUGAAGGUCACCAGUUACUUAUCCCGUUGGUAUCUUGAGUUCAUCAUGCCCAGGACAUAACUUUUCUUCAUCUCGCCCAAGACAGCUCCUUCUUCUUUUCUUUCUUAGUUCUGCAGUGGCACCAUCGUUUUAAGAUGGUUGUGAAGUCUUAUUUGGUAAUUUAUCAGCAUAUUUAUUAUUGAAAGUGAGAUGAGACUAAUUUUACUGGCCCAGAAUCACUUUCUCACCUGAUGAAAGAAAAUCUAGUUUGAAGGCAUAUUUAGGUUCUUGGGUGUUGUAAAUGGCUAAUGUUCUUGGCAGCUAACUGAAUGAUUGGAGAGUUGAGUUCAUCCAGGGGUGUCUCGGAAGAAAGGCCGGGUGAUGUACUUCUGAAAAAUCAUUGAUGGAAACUCUACGGAGGCCAGCCUACUCCGACACACAAGGCGUUUGGCCUGAGUAGGAAAGGACUCCACGAUAACUUGGCCUGUUGGUAAAUAGCCUGAAUAAAAUGGACACCAGAGGGCGCUUCAGGACCGUUUUUUUU